This is a messenger RNA of Solanum dulcamara, 795 nucleotides long. RefSeq lists its product as uncharacterized. NCBI's taxonomy places the organism in Eukaryota, Viridiplantae, Streptophyta, Magnoliopsida, Solanales, Solanaceae. The transcript is spliced from 2 exons. The record is from RefSeq and is a predicted model, not a curated record. Bases 1 to 795 code for a protein of 264 amino acids.
AUGGUAUUUGAUAUCCACCAUACCAUAUCCAUUCCUACAAUCAGAUCAUCUUUAAGGAGAGUUAUCUAUAAAUCAGGGACAAAGCCAGAGAUUAAAGCGAUACUCUUUAAGAUUCAUGCAAGAUCCCAUCGGGUGAUUGAUCGUAUUAUUCCUUCGGCAGCGGACACGGUGAAACGGCCUCAACAAGAGGAGGAGAAAGAACUGUGGUCCACCCUAGACGCCAUCAUUCUCCAAUGGCUUUACGCUACUAUCUCUCAUGAUCUUUUGCAUACAAUUCUUGAACCCGACACCACGACAAUAGAGGCUUGGAAUCGCUUGCGUGACAUAUUUCAGGAUAACAAACACUCUCAUGCUGUCACCCUUGAGUACGACUUCACUCAUGUCGACAUGACAGAUUUUCCGAAUGUCUCUGCCUAUUGCAAACAUCUCAAAUCUCUGACGGAUCAACUCAAGAAUGUCGACUCCCCGAUCGCUAAUGAUCGACUAGUUCUUCAACUGGUCUCUGGCCUUACCGAGCCCUACCAAGGUGUGACCACUCUUAUUCGCCAACAUGACCCGUUGCCUCAAUUUUAUCAUGCCCGUUCAAUGCUCACUCUUGAGGAGGUUGGUCGUGCUAAGAAAGUGGCCCAAAGCUCUUUUCCUGCCUUAGUUGCUCGCUUGUCUGAGGGUCCUCUUAAUGUUCCUGAUAAUUUAUCUUCCAACCGCAAUUCUAAUGGUGGAAAGAAGAACCACAAUCGAAGAAAUAAUGGGGGAAAAUAUCGCGGCAACAAUGGUGGUCGUGGAGAUGGCAAAUGA